GAGAUAUCUCCCUGCACUUAACAGGUUUUCUGUGACUUGCAUAUAUGAUUCCCGAAAACUCGUACCACCCAUAAUUGGAUUUUUACCCCGAAUAAUGAAUUCGGUUCGCCUGUGAAUAGGAGAGAUGUGUCCAAAGUGUGUACUCAUUUCCACUCCCAUAGCUUUUCGAAUCGGACGCUGGUGAAAUGAAGAACCAUUUGGCAGUGUUCUUGGUCGUGGCAUUAGCUGCUCUAGCGGAACUGCCAGGAGUUAGAGCUUCGUCCGUGGAUAUACUGUCCCAUUGUGUCGCCUGUCCGGACGAAUUCAAGGGCAAGUUGGUGUGCGCCUUCAUCAACGGCUGCUACUUGGAAAUAGAGUACUGCUCCAUGGUGGUCUUCAACUGUGGACGCCAACAGCACCACAAGCACCUGUUCCUGGUCGUAAACGAGGGCAAGUGCACGCCAGUUCGGGGCUACAAAUGCGAGACCAUGGACUUUUAAAUUCUUGCGGAGACUCUCCGCAUUUAUUUAUGGAUGCAAUGAUUACAUUUUAAAGUGCUUAAUCUGAGGGAAAUGUGUGAUGAUGUGUUGAUUAAAACUUGACAAUGUGUCCGGUGAAAUAGA
Drosophila sechellia is the source of this 602-nucleotide messenger RNA. RefSeq lists its product as uncharacterized. The record is from RefSeq and is a predicted model, not a curated record. NCBI's taxonomy places the organism in Eukaryota, Metazoa, Arthropoda, Insecta, Diptera, Drosophilidae. The transcript has 2 exons. The coding region runs from base 186 to 479 and encodes 97 amino acids.